CUGAAAUGGGCUGGAAACGCUUUUAUAAUUAAUUAAUAAUUACAUACACACACUUGCACUGCGUUAAAUUAACAAAAUUAAUUAAACCUACAAUAAUAAAAUCGAUUGAAACGAUACGAAGUUCAUAAAUACAAGUGCGAUAAGUGGAUUCAUUAGUGUCUGUCAAGAGGAUUCUGAAGUCUUUUAUUCGCAAUAAUGACUGAAUACAAAUUAGUUGUUGUGGGUGCUGGAGGUGUCGGAAAAUCAGCCCUAACUAUACAAUUGAUUCAGAAUCAUUUCGUUGACGAAUACGACCCGACGAUCGAAGACUCUUAUAGAAAACAAGUUGUUAUAGAUGGUGAGACUUGUUUAUUAGACAUUCUGGAUACAGCCGGUCAAGAGGAAUACUCUGCCAUGCGUGAUCAAUACAUGAGAACCGGAGAGGGUUUCCUUUUAGUCUUUGCAGUAAACAGUGCCAAGAGUUUCGAAGACAUCGGAACUUAUCGUGAACAAAUCAAACGUGUCAAAGAUGCUGAGGAAGUACCCAUGGUUCUUGUAGGCAACAAAUGCGAUCUGCAAGCUUAUGCUGUUGAUAUGAAUCAAGCUCGAGAGGUGGCGAAACAAUACGCGGUGCCCUUCGUCGAGACUUCUGCAAAGACCCGAAUGGGGGUCGACGACGCCUUCUAUACACUCGUUCGCGAAAUACGAAAGGACAAAGACUCUAGGAGCAAAAAGAAGAAAAUGCACAAACUGGGAACCAACAGGAGGUUCAAAUGCACACUGCUGUAGCACCUCUCCCCUAUACAUAAUAUUAAUAUAAUUAUAACUAUUACUAUUAUUAUUAUUAGCUGAUUAGUUGAUUCUUAUGUCCUAAUGUUUCGGAGUGCCAAUCGCAUGCACAAAAUAUACAAAAAACGGAUCAAAUUUUAGACAAGCAUGUGAGACAGGUUUCAAAAGAUAAAAGAUUUAUAAUAAUUAUGUGGGGGAAUGCGAAGAUAACAUUAAUAGGGUAAUUGUGCCAUAACACAGGGUUGCCAUGGCAAUAUGAAAAUGUCUAUCUAGUUGCUGUGCGAUCAGGCGUAUUUUACAUAUAAACAAGCCAGGAAAAAUGUUAA
Molecule: messenger RNA, 1094 nt
Organism: Ctenocephalides felis (cat flea)
Lineage: Eukaryota; Metazoa; Arthropoda; Insecta; Siphonaptera; Pulicidae
Gene: Ras85D
Product: GTPase HRas
Exons: 4
Coding region: 196-768 (190 amino acids)
Biological process (GO): epidermal growth factor receptor signaling pathway; Ras protein signal transduction
Cellular component (GO): plasma membrane
Molecular function (GO): GTPase activity; GDP binding; GTP binding
Source: RefSeq, a predicted model, not a curated record